AUGAACGCGUUUGGUGGCGGUUUCAACCAGAGCAAACCUGGUGGCUUUGGCCAGCAGGCCCAACCACCGCAGGCGGCAUUCGGCCAGCAGCCGCAGGCAGGAGGCUUUGGACAACAGCCGCCGCAGCAGGUCGGCGGCUUCGGCCAGCAGACGAGUGGAUUUGGCCAACCGGCUCAACCACAAAGCGGAUUUGGCCAGGCGGGUAUGUCUCAAGCAGCGGGCGGUUUUGGUCAGGCGCAGCAGCAGCCAGUCACCGGCUUCGGGCAGCAACCGCAGGGUAGUGGAUUCGGGCAGCAGACGGGUGGAUUUGGCCAGCAGUCGCAGCAGCAGCAAGGCGGCUUUGGCCAAGCGGCGGCAGGGCCACAGGCUGGGAUCUUUGGCCAGCAACCGCCGCAGCAGAUGAGUGGCUUUGGUCAACAGCCUCAGCAGCAGAUCGGCGGAUUCGGCCUGCAGCCCGCCACUACUAUGGGGGGCUUUGGGCAGCAGCCGCAACAGGCAGGUGGAUUCGGGCAGCAGUCGCAGCAGCAGCAAGGCGGAUUCGGACAGGCGGCAGCUGGUGGCUUCGGUGCGGGGCGAGGCGGCGCUGGCUUCGGUGCGGCUGGCGGCUUUAAUCAGCCAGCAGCGCAGGGCGGAGGGUUUGGUGCUUCUCAGCCUGCCGUGAAUGCCUUUGGGCGACCACAGCAAGCGCAGGGUGGAUUUGGUACCCAGGCCACUGCUGGUGCUCAGUUCGGCGGCGGACAGGGGACGGGUGGCUUUGGCACUGCUCCUCAGGGCAGCUUCGGCUCACAGCAGCCGGCACCCGGUGGCUUUGGUCAACAGACGGCUACCGGUGGCUUCGGCCAGUCCGCGGCACCAGGGGGCUUCGGCACUGCACAACAGACUGCUGCUGGCGGGUUCGGUGCUGGACGCGGCACUACCGGCUUUGGCGGGCCGCAGGCCACCGUCGGUGGCUUCGGCGCCGGCCGCGGGGCCACCGGCUUCGGACAGGCUGCGCAGGGUGGGUUCGGUGCGCAGCCGCCAGCCGCCGGUGGGUUUGGACAAGUGCAGCCGCAGGCAUCCGGCUUCGGAGCACCGCAGACGACGGCCGGGGGCUUUGGGCAACCUGCUCAGGGCGGCUUUGGCAGCGGUGCUUCCCAAACCAUUACUGGUGGUGGAUUUGGCGGGGCCCAGCAACAACAGCCGCAGGGUUCGGCCGGCGGGUUCGGAGCUCAGCCCGGUGCCGCAGGCGGCUUCGGACAGGCCACCGGUGGCUUUGGAGCUCAGCAGCCAGCUGCUGGCGGGUUCGGCCAAGCGGCGCCGGGCGGCGCCUUUGGCCAGCAGUCGCAGCCCGCCGCGGGCGGGUUUGGCGCAGGCCGCGGCACCACCGGCUUCGAUGUCGGGGGCGGCUUUCGCGGCUCACAGCAACAGGCGCAGCCCGCCGCAGGUGGAUUUGGGGCCCCGAAAGGCGCGGCAGGUGGGUUUGGGCAGGCCUCUGGUGGCGGAUUUGGUCAGGCAGCGAGCGGCUUUGGUGCCCAGCAGCCGAAACCUGGCGGCUUCGGUCAAGCAGCCCCCGCCACUGGUUUCGGCCAGGCUGCCCCCGCCACUGGUUUCGGCCAGGCUGCCCCCGCCACUGGUUUUGGCCAGGCUGCCCCCGCCACUGGUUUCGGUCAGCCUGCCCCUGCCACCGGCUUCGGCGCUCAGCCGCCGGCCGCUGGCGGCUUUGGGCAUGCGCCCGCUGCAGCAGCACUUGCCAAUGCGCCGGCCACUGGUGCUGGCGUGAACGUGGGCCGUCCCACUGACUUGGCGUUCAUGUCCCUUCCUGACUACAACGCAACGCCGUAUGGCAACGUGCUGCUCUUCGACUCAUACGAGCGGCCUCAGGCGGUCAAGAAGACGGCGAAGACGACUGACGAUGACUUGAAGCCCGUUGUUCCUCCAGCCCGUCGGGCGAUGCACACCUGGAUGGUGACGCAGAUGCGGGUGCCUGACGAGAACACGUUGAUGAAGCAAGUGCCAGCGUCCCUCGCCUCGAGCGCUUUGUCGCCAGUGGCGCUGAAGGAGAUGCUGGUCCCUGCGGUGCAGCUCGGCAGCGCCGCGGCAGGAGAGCCCGCCGGGGCGCAGAAGCGGGUGACGCACGACUUGCCACGGCGGCCGUCGCCUACGACCGUGGAUGCGCCGAACGUCAACGCCGCCGUUCCACGGUGCACCGACCCCGAGUAUACCCUGGAGCCCAGCCUCGCUCAGCUGGCCACCUACACCCCCGAGGAGCUCCGCCGCGUCUCACGCUUCAGUAUUAGUCGUCUCGACGGCUCGUGUGAGGUACGCUUUCUGGAGCCGGUGAACCUGGUGCGCGUCGACGUAGCCUCGGUGGUGCACCUCGGCAGUGACGGGCACGUUGCAUUGUACCCUGACGGCGACGCCCCGCCCUUGUCGAGCGGGUUGAACGUGCGAGCCGAGGUGCGGGUGCGCGACCCCACUGGCGAGGCCAUGGAGGACAUCGCCCGCUACUGCGCGGAAUCGCGCGCCCGCUUCGUGGGUCACCGGCAGGGGUGUUGCGUCUACCGCCUGAACGACAACAGCGCCGCGGCUGGCGCGUCCCGUGGGGUUCUUGGGCAGGAUUCAAGCGACACCGCCCCGCUCUCCAUCAUCCACGACGAGGAUGAGCACUCGCACGACCUCGACCGCUCGAGUGACGGCAGCGAGGAGGAAGACACGUCCGACGUGCGCAGCGUCGAGCAGCCACAGGCGGCCACUGGUAGUGGAGGCGCACUGGCGAUUGCCAAUGCUGAAGUUCGCACGUACACGGUGCCGCCGCCACCGGCGACGCGAAAGCCAGUGGUGGAGCGGCGCAUGGCACUGGCUUCGGCUGCUGACUUCGAUCUGCCGUACGUCCUGCCGGACAUGAGCGUGAAGAGCAAGUGCGAGCCGUUCUCCGUGAAGUUGGGCACAUCACGCCGCACGGCUGAGCCGCGCGUGUACUACGUACGCGCGCAGGAGUCGGUCAUCCAGCGCACGUACGUCAACCAUCCACCGCGGUUGCAGCCCUCGGAGCGGACUAUUCGCGGCAUGCUAGCGAGGAGCGUGCGAGCCAGCUGGAGCACCGCCGGCAGCGUUGCAUUCCCGUCGCACGCCGAGUUACGCGACGGGGCGGAGGCGGCUGGCGCGGUACCAGAGGUGAUGGGCGCCUGCGCCGUUGCGGCCACUCCGUUUCACUGGCACAAACCGGCCCACAAAGCGCUCACCCAGUGCGCUGUGGCGCUGCUUCGCCUGUUUCUGCAGCACACCGACGUGACAGAGGACGCGGCGUGUCCGCUGGCGUCGAUUCAUCUCCACCGCAACAAGAGCCACAACACGCUCUCGGCGGAGAAGCUGAAGGUGGCGUCCAGUGUCAUCGAAAGCGUGAUCUCGGCAGCGGGCAAGGCAUCUCUCUCUCGCGUAGAGCUGCUCUCCACGCGGCAGACCUGCACCGUCAUCUCCCUUCUCUCCGCCCUCUACGCCCUGCCUGAGGCGGACGCCGCGGUCCCGAACGCGAUGGAGGAGGCGCGGUACCUUACGCAGCUGCGCCAUCGCAACUUGGCUGGUUGGCUGAAAACGGAGCUCGCUGCCUUCCUCGACAGCUCCGCUACGCGUGCGGUGAAGUUGUCCCCUGCGGAGGAACUGGUGCAGGCUAUGCUGUGCCACAGGCUUCGCGAGGCCCGUGCCUCCGCUCAGUCGGUCGCGAACGCGGAGCUGGCGCGGGUGGUGCGCGUGUGCGGGGAGGGGAACCAGUUUGGCGGGUACAUCGAGAUGGCGAAGAGCGGGUUCAAGGACGGUGAGGAGGUGCGUCAGCGUGUCGUGAGCCUCCUCUCCGGUAAGGUGGAACCCUUCAUCCGUGAUGAGGAGUACACGGGUCUGCAGGAAGACUCGGCCGAGGUACGUGCGACCCCGACGGCGGCCACGUGGAAGCAGCUGCUGGGCAUCUUCACCUUCUACGGCUGUGUCCCGGAUACGCCCGCCGAGGACAUUAUUCAUGCCUUCCUCGAGCGGCUGCGCGCACCGUCGUCGCGCAAGCUCAAUCCUCUACCUCCGUACGCCGAACGCGUUGACACCGCAGCGCUGCGGACGCACCGUGGGAAAGAUGUUGUGCGGCGCGGCAACACCUUCCAAGAUGCUGCGCUGCUGCUCUUGGAGGGAUUCGCCAACGGAUCGGCUCCCCCAGCUGCCUGCCUGCACCCCCACGCGUCGAGCUACUCGGGCGCCGACUACCUCACUGCCUUCGUGAUUGUGACUGCGCUCCGCGCUGUCCAAGUACCGAGGGAGCAAGCCUACAGAGAUGCGGAGCUGUCGGUGCUUCUCGGCAUGACGGCAGAACUCGAGUGCAACGACGAGACGUGGUUCUGGGGCCUCCUUCCUCUGCACAUGAUCGAGUCGCCCGCCAACCGUCUCGACGCCGUGCGCGCGUUUUGCAAGCGCAACGCCAUGCGUGCCAGCGCUCAGAAGCAGGUUGGCGAGCCCCAGGCGGAUUACGUUAGAUUAGUAAGCCUGAUGCGUGUGAACGAGGGCUGGUUGGAGCCGGUUGUCGCCCCUCCAGAGGAGGAAAGGAGUGCUACAGAGAACAUGCCGAGCGUAAAGACGCACGCCGCCCUCGAGAGGGCACUGGCAAAGCUGGCGAUAGAGGCGUGGUAA
Molecule: messenger RNA, 4644 nt
Organism: Leishmania mexicana MHOM/GT/2001/U1103
Lineage: Eukaryota; Euglenozoa; Kinetoplastea; Trypanosomatida; Trypanosomatidae
Product: putative nucleoporin
Exons: 1
Coding region: 1-4644 (1547 amino acids)
Biological process (GO): nucleocytoplasmic transport
Cellular component (GO): nuclear pore
Molecular function (GO): structural constituent of nuclear pore
Source: RefSeq, a predicted model, not a curated record